GGGAGAAAAAUUGGAAGGCAGGGACACUGAGAGAGACCAGAGCCUGAAAAUGAUGUUAACAUGACAGGGGAUAGAGGAAAAGAAGAAUGUAUGGUAAAAUGAAUGAGACCAGGAAUCUGAAGCAGAUGAUCACAGGGAUUUUAAAUAUACCAAUAGAGCAAGAAAUGGUCGAGUAAGGAAUCAGAAACAGUUUUCUACUGAUGGGGAACAUUUUUGUUGCAGCCUUUUAGGAUGACUCAAAAAUGUGAUAAAAGAGUGUUGAUUGAUACACUGAGACAAGACAUCAAAUAUUGUCUUAAAAACAAAAAGCAUGAAUGCUGUUGAAUUGAGAAUGAUGCUUCUUUGGACUUUAUCGAAGAACUUUUGGUUUUGGAGGAGAAGGCAACUUCAUUAGGAAAUAGAUUUGAAGCCACGAUAGUUUAUGACCAAGCCACCAGCAUCUCCACAAUCAUCUUUACCCCAUCUUAAUUUUCUUAAUGUGUAUCAUCACAUCUCCAACAUGAUGAACUGCAGCAAUACUGAAUCCUGGCUUUCUAUCAACACCUCAUUUUCCACGCUGCCUCUAACAGCCAGACAAUCAAACAGGAGUGACAUGGGAGCUUAUCUUGAAAGACUGGCUCACUUAGACGAAGGACUCUACAACGACUUUUACGGCCUCUGGAUUGCACUGAUGGUUAUAAACUCUGUCAUAUUCCUGGUGGGCAUGGUGCUCAACUCAGUUGCAAUUUACGUCUUUUGCUACCGAACGAAGCAAAAGACCUCCUCUGUGAUCUACACCAUCAACCUGGCCGUAACCGACCUCUUGGUGAAUCUUUCUCUGCCAACUCGCAUCUCACUCUACUACAGUGGAGGAGCUUGUCUCACCUGCUCCUAUUUGCACAUCUUCAGUUACUUUGUGAACAUGUACUGCAGUAUCUUGUUUUUAACCUGCAUAUGUGUUGACCGUUACCUUGCCAUUGUGCAGGUUGAAGCUUCCCGUCGUUGGAGGAACUCCAGCGUGGCCAAGCUUGUGUGCGUUACGGUUUGGCUGUUUGCCAUCGUGGUUACAUACUCCUUCCUCUCCACUGCUUUCCAGCAAACAGAGUGCUGCAUCUCAAAGCUCCUCUUCCUCACAAUCACUGAGUUCUUCUUGCCCCUCAUUGUCAUUGUUGUCUUUACACUGCGCAUUAUGUGGGCCUUAACUGACCGCCAUCUGAUGCAACAGAGCAGAAAGAGAAGGAGAAGAGCUGUCCAGCUGCUGAUAACUGUGUUGAUCAUCUUCACCAUCUGCUUCACUCCCUUUCACAUCAGACAGGUUUUGUUGUACUUCUACCCUGACAUGCCCCAUCAAGUGAUCGUGUACCACUUAACCGUCACUCUAAGCAGCUUGAACAGCUGUAUGGAUCCUGUUGUGUACUGCUUUAUUACAAAUAAUUUCAAGGCCACAAUGAAACAUAUUUUGCGUCGUGCUGAGCCAGACCAGACCAGUGGUGACAUUGUCAGUAUGCAGCACAGCUCCAAGGCCUCUGGAGGGAUAGUUAAUGCCAUCACCAAUAGCAGGAUCAUGAUGACCAGGAUUCCCAGUGUACAGCAGGGGCGAAUUUUGGAGAGUAAUAUCAUACCAUAAAACUGCUUUAACAAGAAGAUUUAAGUUUGACAUACAUAAAUGUUUUCUUUAAAUGGUGAAAACAGCUUUACUGUGUUAUGACUGAUCUUCAGCUCAAGACUUUCAAAAGAAUCCUAGUUUGCUGUGAUCAGCUACAUGGGCAAUGACACCUGACACAACUAAGCUUUACAUCAUGCUAAGGCAUCCUCAUCACCCAGGGCUUUGAUUGGAUGAUGUUGCGUAUAAGAAGACUACUCAAGGACCUUUGUAUCAU
Molecule: messenger RNA, 1859 nt
Organism: Cyprinodon tularosa
Lineage: Eukaryota; Metazoa; Chordata; Actinopteri; Cyprinodontiformes; Cyprinodontidae
Gene: gpr20
Product: G protein-coupled receptor 20
Exons: 7
Coding region: 422-1606 (394 amino acids)
Biological process (GO): phospholipase C-activating G protein-coupled receptor signaling pathway; positive regulation of Rho protein signal transduction
Cellular component (GO): membrane
Molecular function (GO): G protein-coupled receptor activity
Source: RefSeq, a predicted model, not a curated record